Eremomyces bilateralis CBS 781.70 is the source of this 1642-nucleotide messenger RNA. RefSeq names its product CNDP dipeptidase. The record is from RefSeq and is a predicted model, not a curated record. Bases 83 to 1513 code for a protein of 476 amino acids. The transcript has 2 exons. Lineage: Eukaryota; Fungi; Ascomycota; Dothideomycetes; Eremomycetales; Eremomycetaceae. Gene Ontology annotation, molecular function: metallodipeptidase activity. Gene Ontology annotation, biological process: proteolysis.
CCGCCAAAGCACCACCGGCACCCCCGAUCCGACGAAAAACUCCGACCGCACCUGGCCGUAUCUCUACAAGCCGAAAUCAGCAAUGGCGCCGCAACUCGACAACUACUUUGCGACGGUGGACAACAUGGCAGAGUCGUUCAUCGACCGCCUGCGGAAAGCCGUCGCCAUCCCCUCCGUGUCGGCCGACGAAGAGCGCCGCGGCGAUGUUGUCAAGAUGGGCGAAUUCCUCGCCACCGAACUCCGCACCCUCGGUGCCGAAGUCGAACUCCGCGAACUCGGCAAGCAGCCGCACAAAGAGCACCUCGACCUCCCCCCCGUCAUCCUGGCGCGCUACGGCUCGUCCCCCGACAAGCGCACGAUCCUGGUCUACGGGCACUACGACGUGCAGCCGGCGCUGAAGGAGGACGGGUGGGCGACCGACCCGUUCACGCUGACGGUCGAUGAUAAAGGGCGGAUGUACGGGCGGGGCAGCACGGAUGACAAGGGGCCGGUGCUGGGGUGGGUGAACGCGAUCGAGGCGCAUCAGAAGGCGGGGAUGGAGUUCCCGGUGAAUCUGCUGAUGUGCUUCGAGGGUAUGGAGGAGUAUGGGAGCGAGGGGCUGGAUGAUCUGAUUGUGGAGGAGGCGCCGAAGUUCUUCAAGGAUGCGGACGCGGUGUGCAUAUCGGAUAACUACUGGUUGGGCACCGAAAAGCCCUGCUUGACGUAUGGGUUGAGAGGGUGCAAUUACUACAGCGUCGAGAUCAGUGGGCCCGCGCAGGAUUUGCAUUCCGGUGUGUUCGGCGGCACCGCGCACGAGCCGAUGACGGAUCUGGUGAAGGUGCUGGGCUCGUUGGUUGAUGUCGACGGAAACAUCGCGAUUCCUGGGAUCAGCGACCUGGUCGCGCCGCUGACCGACGAGGAGAAGGCCCUCUACAAAGACAUCGCCUUCACCAUGGACAACCUGUACGAAUCCCUCGGCAGCAAGACGGGGCUCUUCGACAACAAGGAGCGCACCCUCAUGGGCCGCUGGCGCUUCCCCUCGCUCUCCGUCCACGGCGUCGAGGGCGCUUUCUCCGCCGGUGGCGCCAAGACCGUCAUCCCCGCCAAGGUCACCGGGAAGUUCUCCAUCCGCACCGUGCCGAACAUGGAGAUCGAGGCAGUCGACGCGCUCGUCCUCGCGCACAUCAACAAGGUAUUCGCCGCGUUGGGCUCCAAGAACACCUGCAAGCCGUACCUGCAGCAUGCAGGGAAAUGGUGGGUCGCGAGCCCGAGUCACUGGAACUUCACGGCGGCCGGGAAGGCGGUCGAGCAUGUGUGGGGGGUCAAGCCGGAUUUGACGCGGGAGGGCGGCAGCAUCCCGGUGACGUUGACGUUCGAACAGGCAACGGGGAAGAACGUGCUGCUGUUGCCGAUGGGGAGUAGCACGGAUGCGGCGCACAGUGUAAACGAGAAGUUGGACCGGAAGAAUUACGUGGAGGGGAUCAAGUUGCUGGGAGCGUAUUUGCAUUACGUCGCGGAUGAGCCGAUGAGUUAGAGGAUGGCAUGGUCAGGGGCGCAGGCAAAUUCACUUGCGGGUAUGGAUUACAUCGGAACAAUGUAUUUUGUUAAGUAUAUUGAUAUCCCUGCUGAAAGAAACCCAAGCAUUCUGAAAAACGUGCAUGUC